AUGGCCACUUCACUCUCUUAUUGCCCAAACCCUAACCCUACCUUUCUCUAUGAUCAAUCCCAAUCCUUCGAUUUUGAUUCCACAAUGAUUCCCCGCUCUCAAACUCCUUCGCCGGAAUCUCCUCCCUCACUCCUUACACUCUCAUUCAACCAAGACCAAGCUUGCUUCGCCGUCUCCUCCGCCGCCGACACCAGCUUUCGAGUCUACAACACCCACCCCCUCCACGAGCUCUUCCGCCGAGAGUUCGCCGGCGGCGGAUUCGCUCACGUCGAGAUGCUCUUCUGCUCUAACAUACUUGCUCUAGUCGGCGCCGGUUCCCAUCCUCAGUUCCCUCCGAACAAGGUCAUCCUCUGGGACGACCACAAGGGCAGGUGCUUCGGCGAGCUCUGCUUCCCCUCCGCCGUCCGCGGCGUCCGUCUCCGCCGCGACCGCAUCGUCGUUGCCCUCGAGAUGAAAGUAUUCGUGUACGAUUUCACGAACUUCAAGCUGCUGCAUCAGAUGGAGACCCUGGCGAAUCCCAAGGGACUCUGCGCGGUUUCGCAGGUGGUCGAUUCGGUGGUUCUUGCAUGCCCCGGCUUGUGCAUGGGUCAGAUACGAUUGGAUCACUUUGAGCGGAAGAAAACGAGUUUCGUUUCGGCUCAUGACUCGGGGAUUGCUUGUUUCUCCCUCACACUUGAUGGCAAGUUCCUCGCCACCGCCAGUACCAAGGGCACCAUCAUUCGGGUUUUCGAUACGGCCCAUGGAACUCUGCUUCAGGAAGUAAGAAGGGGUGCAACUGCAGCAGAAAUCUACUGUUUGGCAUUCUCUUCUACUGCUCAGUGGUUAGCAGUCUCCAGUGACAAGGGCACCGUCCAUGUUUUCAGUCUUGACGUUAAUUCUAGCGGCAUGGGGCAUGAAAAGCAACCAAAUGCGUCCAAUUCUGAUGCUGCCAUUACACCAUUUAGCUCAGCUCUCUCAUUCAUUAGAUUUAAAGGAGUGUUACCUAAGUAUUUCAAUUCAGAGUGGUCACGUGCUCAGUUUCAUUUGCGUGAGGGCUCUCAUUACUCUGUUGCAUUCGGUCACCAGCAGAAUACAGUCAUAAUUCUUGGCAUGGAUGGAAGCUUCUAUCUUUGUCAGUUUGACCCCCUGCGCGGUGGAGAGAUGACUCAGCUUGAAUAUCAUAACUUUCUAACUCCAGAAAUAGCCCAUGAGACUCAGCCAUGA
This is a messenger RNA of Abrus precatorius (Indian licorice), 1203 nucleotides long. RefSeq names its product autophagy-related protein 18a-like. Gene Ontology annotation, molecular function: phosphatidylinositol-3-phosphate binding; phosphatidylinositol-3,5-bisphosphate binding; protein binding. Lineage: Eukaryota; Viridiplantae; Streptophyta; Magnoliopsida; Fabales; Fabaceae. Gene Ontology annotation, cellular component: phagophore assembly site membrane; cytosol; extrinsic component of membrane. Gene Ontology annotation, biological process: autophagy of mitochondrion; protein lipidation; protein localization to phagophore assembly site. Bases 1 to 1203 code for a protein of 400 amino acids. The record is from RefSeq and is a predicted model, not a curated record. The transcript has 4 exons.